This is a messenger RNA of Hyla sarda, 6343 nucleotides long. RefSeq names its product NLR family CARD domain containing 5 (gene NLRC5). The record is from RefSeq and is a predicted model, not a curated record. Gene Ontology annotation, molecular function: protein binding. Lineage: Eukaryota; Metazoa; Chordata; Amphibia; Anura; Hylidae. The transcript is spliced from 47 exons. Gene Ontology annotation, biological process: positive regulation of transcription by RNA polymerase II; positive regulation of MHC class I biosynthetic process; inflammatory response. The coding region runs from base 374 to 5731 and encodes 1785 amino acids.
CGUAACAACGGCACCGUACACACCGCCAGCAUGCACCCUACCCCACCCCCCAGGCCGGGUACGCCGCCAGUUCUCCUUCCGGGGCGGGACGAGGCGCAACAGAAUAACGUUAUUGGCAGACCUACUGCCUAUUUGCAUAUUUGGGUGGGGUUUACCUCGUGGGCGUGGUCAAACACGUCCCGUCCUCGUUAUCUGUGAGAAAAUUGCUCCUCCUAGUCGUCACACAGGCAGCUCAGUGUGCACUACAGAUGAGCCGAGCAACGAGCCGCGGGGACGGGAUCUUCCGGCGCGAUAAUGUGAUGUCAUCGCGCCGGCCUGUCAGCACUUGGUAUAGAGUCCCCGCAGCCGCGCCGAGCCGGCAAAAAGUGUUAGGAUGGAAGACACGGAAGCACAAGACGAAAUAGAUAUCAUCAUGCCACAGCUAGUGGACUUUCUUUGCCAAGAUGUAGACUGGUUGAUUGACAAGGUACAGGCCUUGGUGCCUGUAGACAUUAAUCCUCAUAUACCAAUAACCAACGAUGACAAAGAAAAAGUCUCCACUAUUAUUCAGGUGCUGAGGAAAUAUCACACAAAUGCCUGGAAAACACUUACCGAGACCAUCUGCAUGGAGUGUGCUCUUCCCAUGGAUCUUGAGGUCCCAUUACUUAGUCUAACAGGAGAAGGAUCAAGCGAAGUGACUUGGAAAAGUCGUUUCUCAUGUGAACAAAGCAAACAAAGGAGAAUGCAAGAUUCUGCAGAACGUUACAGAAAGCAAAUAAAAGAUUCUUUACGGAUAAAGUAUGAUUUUAAAGAUGUAAGAGGCCAGUGCAACCCAAUGUUUGUGGAGCCAUUGAUCAAAGGAGCCAAAAUGGCCAAGGAGAAGAAAAGAGAUAUAGAUGACUCUGAAAAAACCUCAAUUACAGAGGAAUUAUUUCACACAGUAAAAACACACAAUCUCUUUAGGAGAAGCAGUUUAGUUAAGAGUAAGACCCAUGUAAUUCUACUGGUGGGUGUGCCUGGCACUGGCAAGACAAUGUUGACUCGUCGAAUCUGCUAUGACUGGGCACUUGGAAAGUUUAGUCAGUUUAUACUUACUUUUCUGUUCGAGUUUCGACAAUUAAACUUGAUCAACAGACAUUUUACACUCAGGGAGCUUCUAUUUGAUUUAUUUCUAAUGCCUGACCUAUAUGAAGAUGAAGUAUAUAAUUAUAUCCUCAACUACCCCAUGAAGGUUCUUCUCAUAUUUGAUGGCUUGGAUGAGUUUUUAGGAACUUUUACAACCAACUCCCCGACUACUAAAUCUGACUUUUUUGAAAAGACUUCUAUCGCUCAGUUGUUCACAAACAUCUUUCACGGCACAUUUCUACAAGGGUGUACUGUUAUAGUCACAUGCAGGUCAAAAAUAUUAAACAGCCUUCCACUAGAUUCUGUAGCCCAUGUAGCUGAAGUUCUGGGCUUUGACAAAGAAAGAGUUGAACUAUAUAUUGAUGAGUUUUUUUACUGUAAUCCUUUCAAGGAUAUAGUCUUAUCUUAUGUAAGAGACAAUAACAGAUUAAUGCACAUGUGCUUUGUUCCUGCUUUAUGUCACAUUGUAUGUGUUUGCUUGGAACACUUACAAAACACGUUGUCCAACAAAUCCCAACUUCCACAGACAAUUACACAGUUCUAUGUGAAGAUGCUACUUAUUUUCAUCCAGAAAAGAAUGACACAAAUUACGGAAGAAGCCACCAUACUAACAACAUUUCGAAAACACAUUCUUAAAUUGUCUCAUAUUGCACAACAAGGGCUUGAUAAUAACAAGUCUGUAUUUUACACUGGACACAUUUCUGAAGACCUUAAGCAAUUUGCUGAAAGUCAUGGUUUUUUAUCACAUUUUGAGGUGAAAAGAUUUGACAGCUGCAAUGAUGAUGGCUAUUCCUUUGUACACCUUAGUUCCCAGGAGUUUUUUGCUGCAUUGUAUUUGAUGGUUAAUGACCAAAUAACAGAAGACAAUCUACAAAAAAGACUGUCUUUAAAGUCAAAGUGGACCUCAAAGCAAAAUACUAAGAAUGAAAUCACGGAUAAUCUUCAUAUAUUCCUUUCUGGGCUGUCAUCCAAGGAUUGUCAGAAGUUCCUAUACAAGUUAGGGGGCCACAAGAAUCUAAUAUUAAAGAAACAAAACGCCAUCAUAGAAUCUCUCAGGAGAAUGGCAGACACCCAACUCACUGGGCCUAAGCUGAUCAAGUUGUGUCACUGCACUUAUGAAACUCAGGAUGAAAAUUUAGCUCAACAUGUUGGAAAGCUUACAGCUAUGAAAUACGAGCUAAGAAAUUUUAGGAUUUUUCCGGUUGAUAUGACUGCUUUGAUGUAUGUUGUUAAACAUGGGUCGUGUUUAGUUUCAUUGGAUUUUGCUGGAUGUCCUAUGGAGCUGGAGUGCUUAGACAUUCUUGGAACAUGUAAACACAUACAAACUCUAAGUUUUAGACACCAAAAAUAUGGUGACCUGUUUGCACAAGCUCUUUCCCCUUGGAUUGCUGGCAUGAAAAAUAUGAAGAAAAUCAGAGUUACAGCGGGGAGGCUCACAGAGGAUGGUAUCAGGGCUCUGAUGCAGUCUUAUGUUCUCUGCUCUGCACUUCAGGAAAUCAACUUGCAAAAUAACCAUCUAAAAGUUGAGGACAUGACAUUAUUAAUUGAAUUAUUCUCAAAGAUGGAGAAUUUGAAAAUCUUGGACCUAAGCCACAAUGAUGUGAAUGUGAUGGGUAUUCUUAAAUUGCUCAAGUCAGCUGUAAAUUGUCCCAGGAUUAUAGAUAUCCAAAUAAUAGACACUGCCACAGCCAUCUUCUCUUCGGAACAUUUAGAAUUUAUAAGUUCUCCAAAGGUCAAGAAAUCUAGAGAAGAAACUGCAGAUAUAAAAGUGAAAAAACUUAGGCUUGAAAACUGCAGUCUGACAUCUGAAGACAUUCCUCAACUGGCUGAAAUACUCACAGGCUGCAAAUUUUCUGACAUAAAUUUAUCUGGUAACCCUUUUGGAGAUCAUGGCUGUAAGAAGUUGAUUGAUAUCCUUCCAAAUAUACAUAUUUCUGGAAAACUGGAACUUAACAGGACAAUGUUAUCUGAAGAAGGAUCCUUACAUCUUGUUUGCUCCAUGGUUACUUGCCACAACAUAAAACUUGUAGCAGCCAGUGGUUUGCACCAUUCGGCAGAGAUCCUUUUUUUCACCAGUAUGGAUGAUUGUCAAAGACAGAUCAGGAUAACUGGUUUCAAGUAUCACCAGAAAACAAUGGAGAAAUUGGUCGCAAUGCUUCAACAAUGUAACAAGUUAUCAUUUUUGGAUUUGUCUGACAACAGGUUGGGAAAUGCUGGAAUUACUGGAAUAACCCAGAUUCUUUCUGAUCUAAAAUGGCUUUGCUCAGUCAACCUAAGUGGAAAUAGAAUCUGCUUGAAUGGAAUUAUGUCCCUAGCUGAGUCUUUGUCUACAGUGAAGAACCUAACUGAUGUCACUAUUAGAUUUGGAACUCAACAGAAAGUGCUGCUAACAUUUCAAGAUGCCAGAAGGAACGGAUCUUUCCUGCACCAAAAUGAAAACAGAUCUGUAUCUCCUCAACCUUCAAAGUUCUUCAGCCUGACAGAAUACCGCCUGACUUCCCAGAAGCUAAAGAGUCUCAUGCUGAUGCUGAUCCAGUGUUCUGAUCUUAAACAGAUAAAUUUAUCCAACAAUGGACUGAACCACCAAAUGAUCGAGAUCCUUCUGAAUCACUUUCCACAGCUUCCCCACUUGACAAAGCUCAACAUCAGUACAUGCGACCUAUCCCCAAGCUUAGUGUUCUUACUGGCUAACUCUAUCAACAUCUGCGAUCGCACUACAGAAGUUGAUGUGAGAUCUGCUGAAUGCAUCAACAUACAUUUACAAAGACAACAGAAGGCCAACAAAGUUAUUUGCAGAUUUAACAAGUGUAAACUUGGGAAGAAUGACAUCACUACCCUUAUGAUGAUACUCCAACAGAACCUUAACCUAUUUGAAGUCAGCAUGUGCUCAAACCAUCUAUCAGAGGACGGCAUUCUGCAGCUACUCUCUUCUAUUAAAAAUUUUACAGAGAUCAAUGCCAGUUUGACCCCCAGUGAAGUAAUCUAUAUUGUUUUUUCAUCUCCUGAAAACUCAUUGAGAAAAAUAAGAUUAUCUGGAUAUCACUUCCAUGCAGACUAUAUUAAGAAGCUGUGUGGUGUGUUGGAAAACUAUGACCAUGUUAACCAUUUGAUAUUAAAGAGGAACAACAUAUCUUUUGAAGCAAUGAAGGAGCUUCUUACAUUUCAGUUAAGAAAGCCUCAUUUUACCUUAAGUAUUGAUGAGCCAUGGGUGGAUGGAGACGAUUUAAUGUCACUUUUCCAUCACUUUAUGCACAUUCCUUCAAAACUUCAGUGUAUCAGUGUAUUUCAGAGUAAGAUCACUGUAAAAUUGAAUGGCGAGGACUGUCAUGAUGAAAGCAUUACUGCAGGUUUUCAGGCACUGAAAUCACUAAGGUUUGAUGAAUGCAGACUGGAAAUAGAUAAGUUGGAGUCUCUACAUACUAUGAUUAAACACAGCGCAAAUCUUACUGAACUGAGUAUAUCAAGAACCGACCUUGGUGAUAAAGGAGUUCACAUUAUUUGCAGUUGCCUGACCUCACUUCCCAGUCUGAAGAUCAUAAAAUUGGCAUACGUAAACAUGUCCCAUAAAUGCAUAAUGCAUCUUACAGAAAGCCUGAAGCACUGCAAAUCAAUCCAAGAAAUUGAUUUGUCCAAUAAUGCCAUUGGUGAAAAGGGAACAAAUUCUCUAGCACACUUACUGACACAGAAGAGGAAUCUCCAUAGCAUAAAUGUAUGUGGCUGUGGCUUAUCAACAAAUUCAGAAGAUGGAAGACAGUUUAUUGCAGAAUUAUCUAAGUGUCCUGAUCUUCAGGAGAUAAACUUACAGUAUGUGUCACUGGAUGAAGACUCUCUCCUAGUUCUGUGCCAAGCUCUUCCACAGAUGUUAUCACUGAGGACACUAAUUUUGAGCUCCAAUAACAUCAGUGAUGUUUGUAUGGAAAGACUUGUUACGAUUAUGCCAUGUUUAAAGAGCUUGCAGAAAAUAAAGCUGUCACAGUGUAACAUCAGCUCAGUGGGAGGAUUAAAACUUGCAGAAACACUAAAACAGUGCCCAUUUGUGGAAGAGAUUGAUUUAUCUGGAAAUAAUUUUGACAACAAAGUUACCUAUGAUUUAGUCGUUGCUCUGUCCCAAGUACAGCAUUUAAAGGUUCUUCAUCUGCGCUCCUGCGGUUUGGGGGUGAAAUCUGAAAGUGCACUUAUGGAAGCUUUAAACUCGUGUCAACAAAUGGAAGACAUCAGUUUGUCAGAAAACACAUUUACGGAGCAAGGCUUACAGAAACUUUCAGAACAACUUCCAUGUUUUAGAUGGCUAAAGAAACUUGACCUAAAAUUAUGCGCAGUUUCUGACAGUAGUUGCAAGUCCCUGGCAGUAGCGCUCGGAUGCUGUCAGAACUUGGAAGAGAUCAUAUUAUCUUGGAACAGAAUUGGAGACGAUGGAUCAUGUGCUCUCUCUUCCUCUUUAAAGAACAUGAGAAGACUAAAGAAGCUGGACCUGGAGAAAAACCAGAUCAGAGUAAAAGGUGCAGAAGCAAUGGCCCAAGCAUUAAGUGUCUGUCUUUGGAUAAAAGUGAUAAGCUUGUGGGGCAAUCUAGUAACAAAGGAGAUGGCAGAGAAGCUUCACAAAGAAAAUGCAAGGCUCAGCUUUUGAAUCCGCUUUAAAGACUUUCAAUGCAUCUUUUAAACCAAAUACUAAAGAAACUUUGCAAAUAGCCAUGAUUAAAAAAUGUUGCUGUCUCAUGUUAGUCCCUCCAUCUGCCCGCUUUAUUAGGUCUGUAAAUGUGUAUUAAGAAGGCUAAUGGCAGCAAGACCAGACUACACACAGGGUUUUCUUGUAGUCUGUUACCAUGAAGACACAUAUAUCUGUACAGGAGCUGUAUAAGCAAGACACUACCAUUUUUUGAUGAAGGCUAAACAUUGAUUCAUUGUUUGAUUGCAAAAAUGUACAUACUGUAUAUAGCCUUUAAGCCUGCAAUGCAAAUUAUGUGUAAAGAUCUGAAUAACCUUGUUUACUUUUAUUGAUGAUUGAAGUACAUUUCUUUUGCAUAUGUGACUUUUCUGUGGCUUUUUUGCUGUGGUAGAGAGCAACGUCUUAUGUGCGUGCACUGAUUUAAUUUUGAUAAGAACAGGGACCUUAUUGGUUUCUAUAAACCAGGCCGAGACUACUGUAGGUAGGGCUAAAGUUUAUAUAGGCUACACUUCUUGGGUCCGCACACAGGUUAUAAGUGGGCUAUUCCACAGCGAAUUGUGCUUUGUGGCUGAA